Quercus robur (English oak) is the source of this 948-nucleotide messenger RNA. Its product is annotated as vacuolar iron transporter homolog 1-like. Bases 103 to 747 code for a protein of 214 amino acids. The transcript has a single exon. NCBI's taxonomy places the organism in Eukaryota, Viridiplantae, Streptophyta, Magnoliopsida, Fagales, Fagaceae. Gene Ontology annotation, molecular function: iron ion transmembrane transporter activity; manganese ion transmembrane transporter activity. Gene Ontology annotation, cellular component: membrane. Gene Ontology annotation, biological process: intracellular manganese ion homeostasis. The record is from RefSeq and is a predicted model, not a curated record.
GUGUGCUCUCCACACUCUUCCAUAUCCAAUCUGAUUUUCUAAUUUACUUCUUUAUUUAUCACUUAUACCUUCUUUUUUUGUGCUUCCAUUUCCUUUGAUUCCAUGGCAUCUGCCAAUCAAAUCCAUGACCUACCCUCUGUUAAACCUUUAGAUAUUGAACAACAAACCCAAGAAGAAGUACAAGAAAUCAAAGUUUUCGAUUAUGCAAAGAGAGCACAGUGGCUUAGAGCUGCUGUGUUGGGUGCCAAUGAUGGGUUACUUUCCACAGCUUCACUCAUGAUGGGAGUUGGAGCUGUGAAAAAGGAUGUUAAGACGAUGAUCCUCACUGGGAUUGCUGGGUUAGUUGCUGGAGCUUGUAGCAUGGCUAUAGGAGAGCUUGUCUCGGUUUACUCACAAUAUGAUAUUGAAAUGGCUCAAAUGAAGAGAGAGGACAUGGGAGCCGAGGAGCUAGAUGCUGGGAAAGAGAAAUUACCAAAUCCAUGGCAAGCAGCUGGAGCAUCAGCACUUGCAUUUGCUGUGGGGGCUUUGGUACCAUUACUUGGGGCUGCCUUUGUAAAGGACUAUGCUGUGAGAGUAGGGGUAGUCAUAGCGGUUGUGAGCUUGGCUUUGAUAGCUUUUGGGAGCUUUGGUGCUUUGCUUGGAAAGGCACCUGUGGUGAAGUCCUCUUUAAGGGUGUUGAUUGGGGGCUGGUUGGCAAUGGGACUUACUUAUGGCUUAACCAAGCUUGUUGGUUCUGCUGGACUCUAAUCUUACUGAUCACCUUAAUAGCCAAUUAAUUUUCUGGCUUCUUUUUGCUUUCCAUCUUUUGCUUUUUCUUUUGACACUUUUUAUCUUUUUAGAUCUCUCAGAUCUUGUACUACCUGUUGUUGAUCUUGGAUUUAGUGGUCCAUAGGAAACAUUCAACAUAUUAAUCUUUGUGCAAUUAAUUUCAAUUAUAACUUCGAAUUG